GCUUUAGAAUUCAAGAUGUGCAAGAUGCGUCCAUCUGCAAAAUCUCUUAUAUGUGGGGAAUGGUGGAGUUACAGUGCUACCCAGAGAUUUGCUUCACUAGUAAAUGGCUAUACUCUUCUCGUGGAGGUGUAUUCACUUGUGCAUGGUGUUCUGCAUGUAGAUGUUUUCCGUUACUCGAGGUGCAAAGAGCUUGUGAAUAUUCGUGAUGUUCUUAUUGAAGAAUGUUAUGCUGAACUAGCAGAAGAAUCAUAUGAAUCACAACAAAACCAUGAUUUGCUGAAGGGAUUAUUUUUGGACGAAGUAAAGAAAGAUGACAAAAUGCCUGUAUCUUCAAGAGAGGAGAAGUAUCUCAUUGAAAGAUUGUUAAAGUUGUUUUCUGACAAUAAAUCUGGUGCACCAACCCAUAAGGUAACAGUUUCUGGCCCGUUCUGUCCUUAUGAGGUGAAAUGCUAUAGUAUGACUAGAGUAACCCAGUUCAGAAAUGCUAUUAUUCAAAAGGAAAGCAUAAACUCUGUUGUUGUCCAUGAUGCUCCAGAAGAUCGCUUUCAGCAAUUGUUGGUUGCUGCUUCUUUAUCAGCAAAUGCAACUGGAUCUGCUGUGAUUUUAGAGGAAACAUCUUUGAUGCCUCCUAUUCCUGGCCUGUUUGCGCUCCUCAGUAUGCUGUUUGCUCCCACUAUAGAACUCAGGGCUGAUAAAAGUGGGAAGUAUUUUACUGGUGUUCUGUGUGGUUUGGGUUGGAGUCAGACUUGUGGGGCUCCACUGCUUCCAGAAAAUGACAUGGAGCUGACAUUUGAUGUCCAUUUUGGAGUGGAAGACAUAUCAGAGAUAAACAUCCUAAGGACAGCCAUUAAUAAGCUGCUCUGUGAAUGUGCACUGUGUUCUGGACAAGAGAGAAUGAUGCAGCUGCAGGAAAACGUUCGUCAGAAACUUCUAUGUUUAAUCUGCAAAUCAAAACCUCGAGAUAUAAUUGUUCCUACUUGGUAUGAGAAGCCAUAUGCAUGGAAUCAGGUGGAUUCUCAGCAGAUCAUUGACCAGUCUGAAAAGCAGCAUGAAAGAGGAGAUGGUCUUUAUCAGCUACAUAA
Molecule: messenger RNA, 1082 nt
Organism: Balearica regulorum gibbericeps (East African grey crowned-crane)
Lineage: Eukaryota; Metazoa; Chordata; Aves; Gruiformes; Gruidae
Source: RefSeq, a predicted model, not a curated record